Messenger RNA from Sciurus carolinensis (gray squirrel), 1089 nucleotides. It is a transcript of the gene Spata31f3, whose product is annotated as SPATA31 subfamily F member 3. The transcript has 5 exons. The record is from RefSeq and is a predicted model, not a curated record. NCBI's taxonomy places the organism in Eukaryota, Metazoa, Chordata, Mammalia, Rodentia, Sciuridae. Bases 1 to 1089 code for a protein of 362 amino acids.
AUGUUGAUUCCUGCCUUUGUUGUAUGGGCUGUGGGAUAUCCCUUAUAUACCUAUGGAUCCAUCUUCGUUAUUGCAUUAAUUAUUUGGCAAGUGAAAAAGAGGCGCCAAAAAUUAAGUUUGGAAUCUAACAAGACCUGUUGCCAGCAUCACGGAAGAGUCAAACAAAAGUCUAGAGAUAAAACAUCAAGAGCUAAGAAAACCUCCCAGGAAGAAGCUGAGAAGCUGAAGAAGCUGCUUUCUGUCAUGAAAAGCCAGGGCUGGCUUCCUCAGGUGGAAAGUAUACGGCGGCUCCUUUGUGCAGAUCCUGGCUGCCAAAUCUGCAAUUCUCUAGCUCUGGAGAUUCAGCAAUUGCUGGAGUAUGACAACAAGCAGAUCUCCCCUACUUUAUUGGGGCCAUCGCAGGGCCCUCCUUGCCCAGAUGCAUUGUCCACAUCAGGUGUGUCUUGUGAGCAGGGUUCCCAGGACUCCAGACAGUUUUCACUGGCAUCUGGCCCCGGGCUGUCACAAUUACUGGGUCAGAAAUCUUUAACUCAGUUAGCUGCCCACUCAGCUGAUGCAGCCCGUGUCCACAAUGUCGGGCCUGAUCACCUUCAGCAAAGGCAGAAAUUUCAAGCGCCCAAAAAGCCCCGGGAUACAGGAGCUCUGUCUUCUUCAAGCCUUGAGGAGCCUGGGAUUCCUGUGAACCAGAAGGAGAGAAAGAAGAACUCUGCACUUGUCCCCAGGAACCAAGCUCCAGAAGCUGACUUGGGAAAUACGAUGACGCUCUUUUCACACUGGAUUAACCCUGAAGUGAGUGGUCAAAGGCACGAGGAACACAUUUCCCCCUCUAAGGCUGAGAAGGUGACCAGAUCCAGGACGAAAGAGGUUAAGAAGGGUCCAGCCCCCACCAAAGACCAUGCUGGGGGAGCUAGGUUGGAGAAGAAAACAGAGGACCCCAUGGCCCGGCCUCCCCCUACUGAGAAGGAGCGCUUGUCUUUCCUUGAUGUCCUCUGUGCCUUCACCAACAAUUCCGGCAAAACUCCCUUUGGUCCUGUCAAUCCUAAGGCCUGUGCCCCUCCUACAACUGCUCCAAACUCUGUUGUCAACUGA